This is a messenger RNA of Strigops habroptila (Kakapo), 1673 nucleotides long. It is a transcript of the gene LRRC3B, whose product is annotated as leucine rich repeat containing 3B. Lineage: Eukaryota; Metazoa; Chordata; Aves; Psittaciformes; Psittacidae. The coding region runs from base 581 to 1360 and encodes 259 amino acids. Gene Ontology annotation, molecular function: protein binding. The record is from RefSeq and is a predicted model, not a curated record. The transcript is spliced from 2 exons.
GCGGGAGGCAGCGCGGCGCGGCAGGCACAACCGCCCGGCGGAGGCAGCAGGGCUGGCGGGCGGUGGCUGCGCCCGGGCCCUGCUGCCCCGGCCCCGCCGCGGCAGGCUCCGCCCGUCGCUCCCAUGGCGCGGGGGCUCCGCGCCAGGUGAGGCUGCGCUGCCUGUUGCGCCGCUGGAGCGCGGACCGAGCCGCGCUGAGCCGAGCGGCAGCGUUAGGGGUGACACGCCGCGAAGUUUUGCGGGGAGGCGCCGCUCUGCCAUGUGAGUUGCGGGGCCGCGCUGAGGGGCGGCAGCGCUGGGAGGAAACUCGACAGGGAGAGAGGGAGGCGAGCAGAGCUGCUGCUGCCGCCGAGGGGCUACUGCCGUGCCCCCAGCACUGACAGGCGAGGGCCAGCGGAGAUACUCCCGAGCUCCUGGCUCCCCGUGUGCUUCUAAAAAGAGUAUUGACCAUGAGGAAGCCCAUGUGAUGGUCCACUAAUCACACUGAAGAAAAUGAAGCCACGUUUCAGCUUUGCCGAUCCUUUUCCCACCACUGUUGGCUGAAUGAGAAAUGGUAGUGUGAUUAUGCUGACACCCCAGCAUGCAUUUGGUAGACCUGUGGUUAACUCGUUCCCUCUCCAUGUGUCUGCUCUUACAAAGUUUUGUCCUCAUGAUACUGUGCUUUCAUUCUGCCAGUAUGUGCCCAAAAGGCUGCCUCUGUUCUCACUCUGGAGGUCUGAAUGUCAGCUGUAGCAAUGCAAAUCUCAAGGAAAUACCCAGAGAUCUCCCUCCAGAAACAGUCUUACUUUAUUUGGACUCCAAUCAGAUAACAUCUAUCCCCAACGAAAUUUUUAAGGACUUGCACCAACUGAGAGUCCUCAAUUUAUCAAAAAAUGGGAUUGAGUUUAUAGAUGAACAUGCCUUUAAAGGGGUGGCAGAAACCUUGCAGACUCUGGAUUUGUCCGACAACCGGAUUCAAAGCGUGCACAAAAACGCUUUCAACAACUUAAAGGCCAGAGCCAGAAUUGCGAACAACCCCUGGCAUUGUGACUGCACGCUGCAGCAGGUGUUGAGGAGCAUGGCCUCCAACCACGAGACGGCCAACAAUGUCAUCUGCAAGACUUCUGUUCUGGAUGAGCAUGCGGGGAGACCAUUCCUCAAUGCUGCCAAUGAUGCUGACCUCUGCAACCUUCCUAAAAAGACUACCGAUUAUGCCAUGCUGGUCACCAUGUUUGGCUGGUUCACCAUGGUGAUCUCAUACGUGGUUUAUUACGUCCGGCAAAAUCAGGAGGAUGCAAGGAGGCACCUUGAGUACUUGAAAUCCCUGCCAAGCAGGCAAAAGAAACCAGAUGAAGCCGAUGACAUUAGCACUGUGGUAUAGUAUUCUGAAUACAAUGACUGCCUUUGUGAUGGAAACUAGAUUUGGAUGACACUAAAACCAGAGGUUUACUUCUAACAUUCAUUGUAAACAUUGAGACUUUUGGGUUUUUUUUUCCUGUUUAACUGAAUUACGCCACUGUUGGGCUUUCUAACAGAAAGUUUUGUCUGGGUGGUAUACUUUAAUCAUUUCUCUGGUGGUACCCUAAAGCAAGUGAAUUAAUGUGUAAACAUUAGUUUAGACCCAUUCCACUAUUUAAUAACGAAAUUUAUUUUUUUAAUUUAAAAACCAAAUAAAAGCUCAAAUUUGAACCAUG